UUUAAACGAAAGAGAACAAUUCGGCCUGCUAUUGGAGAGUGGCUGUCAGGUUUCCAUACAAGACUUUGAUUUGCCCUUUGUCCUGCUAUUUGAAUUUGCCAGGUCAACAAGUGAACUACGCAAAUGAAUGUGACCCUCUUCUUUCUCUGAAAUGUUAAUGUGUAAGCUGAGUGCCAUCUAGAAGAAUUUUCAGCUAACUGAUGAGAACUUAUUCAAUGUAAACCAAGACGUGAUCUGUCUGACCUGAACAAACUUCUGUGAAGCACGAGACUAGCAAUUUAAAGAAUUUCAUUUUCAAUUAUCAUCCAUUACACCACUCUUAGCUAAGCCAGAUCUCUCAAGUUAGCUGCGAGGGUUAAGCAUCUUGUGCAGCCCAAGACAUGCCUUCAGGCUCCUGCCUUUUCCACAGGCGAAGGAUUCGCUUUUUCAAUGGGCCACUAAUAUAUCUAAUGAACCAGCCGACACCAAUGAUGCCUAGGAAUUUCUAGGGUCCUCCAGAACAUCAAAUGAUAUACAUAAGCUAGCAAAACUACAGAAAAAUCUUUCAAAAAUGCAAUCGCCUGGCGGCUCAAUUCCUUCUCCUGUGUCAUCUUGCAUCUUCUCCAACUGCUGGAACCUUCAUGUCAAAUUAUGUUCAGGGAAACGACUAAGACUCUACCUUUGCUUUAGCCUUCCAUAAUGACUACUUCGCACUUUAUUGCUUGUAUCUCCUCCAUUCUCUUAAAUCCGCAAGGAGAACAUGCACUGAAACUGGCAGGAAUAAAGGCUGCUCAGACAAGAAGCAAAAGAACACAUAAUGGGAGAAGAAAGGCUGCUCUUCCAUGUUAUAGUUUUCAGCUUCCAUUGUUUAGCAGAAAGCAAGGAAAAGUAUAAAAAACGGACCAAGUAAAUGUCAAAGACAAACAAGACUCUUCAAGACUGCAGCUGUGCUUAAAAACAGAGUUCUGGAAUCCAAACCUUUUUUUUGUGCACUUGACUUUUAAUGGAAGUGUUUCCCUCACAAAAGCCUCGGUCAAUUAGACAACUGUGUAUGUAGGAGAAUUGAUUCUUAUCCAUUUGACAAUCACUUUGGAAAAACAGCGGCCGAGCAAAUGGGAAAUUGAUGUCAACCAUCAAUUGUCAGCAAACCAGGUAAAAGGAUUUGUUUUUCAUAUUUUCACAAGAAUUCAUGUAAAUUGAUUGAGGUUUCACUGAUAAAGAAAAAGAAGACCUUUUUUUUAUGGUAUGGGGUUCCCAACUGAUAGUGAUAGAAAUCCAAAAUCCCUUUGAAAUCUGUUUCCCUCCAUUUUCAUUUCUUAUUUACUUGAUACAACGGCUGCUGGUACAGGCGCAGAAGACAAGUGAGGUUUUUUGCUUCUAAUAAUUUUAUUUAUGCGGUCUCUUCCAUGGCCAAAUUGCCUCAUACCUCUCCUCUUUGCUUGCAAAGACAAAAUAUCCGUCGCCCAAAUCCACACUCUCAUGCUCACAACUGGUCUCUCUCCCAACUCAAACUCCCUUGUCCGCUUAAUUGCUUCAUAUGCGCGCGUUGGCGACAUCGUUUCCGCCCGCCGCAUAUUCGAUAAAUUGACUCAAAGAGGCGUGGAUGCAUGGAAUUCUAUGAUAGUUGCGUAUUCUCGAAUUUAUCCGAGUGAAGUUUUAAACCUUUACUAUAAAAUGAUAACCGAGGGAGUUAGACCUGAUAGCUCCACUUUCACGGUCGUGCUAAAGGCCUGUUCAAGCUUGAUGGAGUUGGAAGCGGGAGAGGAAAUUUGGCAUUGGGCGAUGGAUUUUGGGUAUGGGAGUGAUGUGUUUGUUGUGUCAUCUGUAUUGAAUUUAUACGCUAAAAGUGAGAAAAUGGACAAAGCAAAGGUGGUGUUUGAUAAAAUGUUGAAAAGGGACAUUGUCAGUUGGACUACUAUGAUAACAGGAUUUGUAAAAAGCAAGCGGCCUUCGGAAGCCAUUGAUGUUUAUAGGAGAAUGCAGAAGGCGGGGUUUGAAGGAGAUGGAGUUGCGAUAGUGGGGUUGAUUCAGGCUUGUGGUAGUCUUGGAGAUUCAAAAUUGGGUCUUUCUAUUCAUGGGUAUAUGGUUAGGAGAGAGAUGGCCAUGGAUAAUGUCCUCCUUCAAACUAGCCUUGUUGAUAUGUACGCUAAGAAUGGGUUAUUGGAGCUUGCUUCGCUUGUCUUCAAGGAGAUGCCACAUAAGAAUGUUAUUUCUUGGGGAGCAUUGAUUUCUGGCUUUGCUCAGAAUGGUUUUGCGGGGAAUGCGCUUGAAUUGCUGGUUGAAAUGCAGAGUUUUGGGUUCAAACCAGAUUCAGUUUCUCUUAUCAGUGCGCUUUUGGCAUGCUCACAAUUGGGAUAUUUGAAAUGGGGAAAAUCUCUACAUGGAUAUAUUGUUAGAAGGCUUCAUUUUGAGCAAGUUUCAGGCACUGCAUUGAUUGACAUGUAUGCUAAAUGUGGAGCACGUUCUUAUGCACGUACCUUAUUUGAACAAAUAGAUUCUAGGGACUUGAUAUUGUGGAAUGCAAUGAUUGCUAGCUAUGGAAUCCAUGGAGAUGGGAAGGAAGCUCUCUCACUAUUCCUCCAGAUGAGAGAAACAAACUUAAAUCCAGAUCAUGCAACUUUUGCUUCUCUUCUAUCAGCUUGUAGCCACUCAGGACUAGUAGAAGAAGGUAAACACUGGUUUCAUUUCAUGGUUAAUGAAUCUAAGAUCCAGCCGGAUGAGAAGCAUUAUGCUUGUAUGGUUGAUCUUUUGAGCCGAGCAGGACAAGUGGAAGAAGCUUAUCAGCUAAUAAAAUCAAUGCACACUGAACCAGGGCUUGCCAUUUGGGUUGCUCUUUUAUCAGGUUGCUAUAAUUAUAGAAAUUUAUUGAUUGGAGAGAUGGCAGCAAAGAAGAUUCUUGAGUCAAAUCCGGAUGAUCUGGGAAUUUAUGUUUUGGUUUCAAACUUCUUUUCCAUGGCCAAGAAGUGGGAUGAAGCAGCUGUUUUGAGGAAGAUAAUGAAAAACACGGGAAUGAGGAAAGUGCCUGGUUAUAGUGCAGUGGAAGUGAAUGGGAAACACCAAGUUUUUCUAAUGGAACACAAGAGCCUCAAUCAAUAUGAAGAUAUAUUGCAAAUAUUGGGCACUCUGGAUGAUGAGAUGAGAGCUAACAGAUGUGUCCCAGAGACUGAAUUGGUGUUUCAUGGCAUGGAAGAAGUGAAAGGACAUUUUCUUUAGUAAUCGCUUUGAGAUCCUUGUUGCAUAAAACCCAAACUUCCAAUCACAUUAACAGCUCAUCUUAUGGAGCUUUCUUCUAAUCACAAUUCACACUAAACGGGCUAAAGAAAACGUCAUCGUCGUUGGACAAUUUGCAUCAAGCAAAAGAGUCUGCUAAGAACAGAGAUUACCUUUUGAACUGAAAGGCUCGGUCACAGCCAGAUGUUUGUUUAUAAGAGUGGAGCAUAGUCUGGAGAAAGAAAGCAAAGGCCAGGAUCACCUUUCCAUCUGUACACUGAGGCUCUGAGUCUCUACCUUUUGUGUCCCGGAAUUUUCUGGCUCUCUGACACAGAUCAAGAGUAUUCAGCCACGUAGGCCAUUAAGCAGAUUGAUGUGCCUGUUUAUUCUGGAUCCCAGUUGCAUGUGGUAUAAUAGAGAUGAUGUGUUUCCAAUGUAUAUGAUAAUUAUUCUUUCUA
Molecule: messenger RNA, 3647 nt
Organism: Hevea brasiliensis (rubber tree)
Lineage: Eukaryota; Viridiplantae; Streptophyta; Magnoliopsida; Malpighiales; Euphorbiaceae
Product: putative pentatricopeptide repeat-containing protein At3g25060, mitochondrial
Exons: 2
Coding region: 1372-3192 (606 amino acids)
Biological process (GO): RNA modification
Molecular function (GO): RNA binding; protein binding
Source: RefSeq, a predicted model, not a curated record